UCUUUUGUUUACAUUGUUCUGCUUCAGUGUUCAAAGCAAAUUGGUGAUGUAUAUACUUCAUAGUAUUAUAUAAAAGUAUUGCAACUUUAUAAAACGGUAGAGUUUCGAAGAUGCUUAGCUCUACUAUUGCUGCUCAACAAACGUAUACCUAUCCUGUUGGCGAUACUUACCAAGGAACAUGGGACGACGAGGGAAGAAAACACGGUAUUGGAAAAUUUAAUUCAACAAAUGGCAACUUGUAUGUUGGUCAAUUUGAACACGGUUUAUGCUCUGGAGUUGGCGUUUUAAAAUUGCCUGACGGAUCGCGUUAUGAAGGCGAGUUUCUUCAAGGCAAAUUUCAUGGAGUUGGAGUUUUCACUCGCUCAGAUAAAAUGAAAUAUGAAGGAGAAUUUUUUGAAGGCGACGUUCGUGGAUUAGGUUUGAUCACUUUUCCUGAUGGUUCUCAUGGAAUUCCCAGAAAUGAAGGAAAAUUUGAAGGAAAUAAAUUUCUGGAGCAAGCUAAAGCGACAGACACUGUAACUAAAGCCCGGGAGGCUGCUUUUAAAGCAAAUCAAACGUUAUGAUUCCAUAAUUAAAUAAUUAUUCAAAAUAAAAAUUCAGUUUUCCUUCUUAUUUUA
Xenia sp. Carnegie-2017 is the source of this 617-nucleotide messenger RNA. Its product is annotated as MORN repeat-containing protein 4-like. The transcript has a single exon. Bases 111 to 563 code for a protein of 150 amino acids. The record is from RefSeq and is a predicted model, not a curated record. NCBI's taxonomy places the organism in Eukaryota, Metazoa, Cnidaria, Anthozoa, Malacalcyonacea, Xeniidae.